Messenger RNA from Linum trigynum, 11405 nucleotides. NCBI's taxonomy places the organism in Eukaryota, Viridiplantae, Streptophyta, Magnoliopsida, Malpighiales, Linaceae. The record is from the annotation of a GenBank genome assembly.
CCAAAUUACCUAGAUAUUAAUCGAGGUAUUUGAGUCCAAAUUCCUCAAACACAUUCUUAUUCAAAUGAUCGUAAAAGUAUUUUGAAAUCCUUUCGCCUUCUUUUGACCAUUGUUCCUGCAAUUUCUGGCACCAACUAAUUUCUCGCAGUUCCAUCAUUGGUCAAGAUCACACUUGAAAGAACGUCCAAUUCCCUCCUCCCCAAUCACGCAUGUACUUUCCUCCUUGGAAUCAGUGCAGAAAUGGCCUGUAAUAGAUUGUGAAUUUCUUUCCUCCUUGGUUUCCAGAUCUUGUGUGGAUGAUCUCUGGGUUGGUGUUUGAGGGAGCCGAUUUUCGGUUCGCUUUCUCCUCUCUGUUUUUCUAUCUACCCCCAUUCACUUCAUCCAUAGAUGUGGAUGAUUUGGGAGAUGCAUUGGCCAUUGUAGUCUAGGAUAGACUUUUGGGGAGCUUGGGAGCAGGAAAGGCAUUGUUGUGGUGGGUUCUUGACCGAUUUGCUCAGAAGUCAGAUAUGUGGGUUUCAGGAGCCACGUUUGUCCUUGUUCAGUGGUUACUCAUCUGGUUUGUCUGUUGUUGCAGGUAGAUCUUGGAGAGGUUAUGAUUUUGGUUCCCCACGUCCUUUCUUGCGAUCGUUGUCCUCUCGUCGGCGUUGUGUUGUCCUUUGUGGUGAUUCUUUCCCUAGCGAAGGACGUCUUGUGUUGGCAGGAGUUGGUGGCGGCGUGUUUCUAGAGAUGGGGGAUGCAUUCGGUGGCCACCAAGCAAUGCUUAGGGUCAAUUGAUGUAGGAUUUCUAGAUUAGACUUUGAGGAUCGAUUUGUUCAGAUCAGGGCUUGGGCCCCGGGUGGUUUUGGGCCUUGGUUUGGGUGUUGGGCUGAUGUAAAGCUUAGUUUUGAUUUCUUUCUUAGUGGGCCCUUUCCUUCCUUUCAUUGUUGUUUCAACCAUGUACAUUGUGGUUCAUAUUAAGGAAACGACUCAUUAACGUUAAAAAAAAAAACUUAGUAAAUUUCUUCAUCAAUUUUUCCAAACUCUGAUUUAGCCCAUUAAUCAAAAUUUAAUACUCCAUAAUUUCUUUGGAAACUAAAAUAGAGAUUAUUUACUGGGCUAGUUUGGUCUUGCUGUAGUUUUUACAUAAGUAGCUUUUGGGUAGAGCUUUUAGAGAAGCAUUUUUCAAAAAAAGCAGUUGAGUGUUUGGCUUAAAAACUACUAGAAGUGAUUUUUAAUAUAAGAGGUUAUGUAAAAUGACUAUAAAGGAUUUAUAAUAUAAAAUAUGAAUGUAAAUUCUAAACAAUAAAAAGUUGUGAAAAUGGAUCUUGUUAGGUUUCUUUUAUAUUAAAUAUUAUGAUUUUAUAAUUUAUUUUAUUUUUAAAAUGAUAUAAAUGAAAGAAAAUUAUAUUUUCUGCAAUAAAAUUAAAAUAUGAUAAUGAUAAUCUUGUAUUUUUAAAACAGUUUUUCGCAAAAGCUCCAAAUCGGAGCUUUUAGAGGUGUUUGGCUCUGCUUAAACUUUUAAAGUCGAAGAGCACUUCUAAAAGUCAGGCCAAACAUAUGCACUAUCUCAAUGAUACGCCAUUUGUUUUCCUUUUGUUUGGUGGAUAUAGUCUUUAGUCCGUUCAUAAGACCAUACAAAAUGGUACUAUACGACAAUACAUUUUACAAAAUUAUAUUUAUAUUCAUCUAACGGUUGAGAUAAACAAUUACUAAUAUUAUUUUUCUUUUACGGGAACAUGUUACUGUGUUCUACUAAAGGGGUGGGGGAAGAGAGAAAUAAGUGUCGUGACUGAGAUUUGAACCUGGAAACUUCGCUCCGAAAACAAACGACACGACCACUCAACCACGGCCUUGUUCGCAAUGAGUGAUAUUAUAUCAGUUAGAUAUUAUUUGCUUUCUAUGGUUUGCCACUUAGCAAAGUUGGUUUGGUCAAAUCAUGUUGGUCUCUCUCAUGCAUUCUCUAUUAGAUCAACAAUUCAAUAUACAUGAUGACCGUUGAACCAACUAACAAUGUUUUUAAUAGCUAGUUUUAAACGUGAAAAGGACCGGUAACGCGGACACUCUCUGUCCUUGUUUGGGGGCUUUUGGGAGUGAGACCUACCCAAACUACUAUUCUCUUCCUGAGAUUCCUCAAAUAUCAUGGAGAUCUUUGUCACGUUUUUAAGAAUCAUGUCGUGAAGAUCUACUCCCCCAAGCCCCAACCCCAUUUUUCACGUUACUUGAACACUCUUAUAAGUUAUAUGGUUAUUUCUUGCUGGCAAGCAACAAACUGGGAGCCACCUACUCCUCCUAUUGGUUAUUAGUAUUUUUUUUUUUUUAAGAAUAUUGGUUACUAUUAGUCCAAUAUAUAUCCAGUUGCCCAAUAGAUGUGGCGUAACAGGAAAGUAAUUUGCUUUGCCGUAACUUUGAUGAGCUCUCAAUUUUCUUUUCUACAGUCCAUGAUGACGUUUUUACCGUCCAUUUUUUUAAUUCGACAUUUCAACUCAAUCGAAAAGUAAGUCCAACAAUAUUGCUUUCAUUUGGAUGAAAUUUUGAGUUGAGUUAUUUGGGUUAAAAUAACUCUUUUGAAAAUAUUUUAUUAAAGUGAAUUAUUUGGGUUGCGAGUGAUUUGAAAUAAUUCUUACUCCUUGUUAUUAGAAAAUGACAUAUUUUACCCCUCUAUUAUUGUAAAAUACCGCAUGUCAAUGGUUCCGUCAAAAUAGAUAUUUCAAAUACUAUAUGUCAAAUUAUCACUAAAUUAUCACAUGGACAAUUAAUGAGUUAUUUACUCAAUAAAAAUAAAUAAAUAAUGAGUUAUUAAACUCUAUACAAAUACACUAUUAACAGUUAAUACAUCCAAACAACGCCUAUGUUCUAAUCUCUAAAAUAUCAUUUUGCUGAUUAAGGACAAGUGGUCACGACUUCAGUCCUUGCUUAUAUAUAGACUAGGUAAUGCCGCUCGCCUUCUUACUUUCAAACUUAUUGUAAUUCGCUAUCGAUUUACUAUCUAUCUAUGGCAAAAAAACAAAAAAUGAUGCUCGCGUUCCAUUGUGGGAUUGAGAUGAAGUGUUGAACCGUUUUUAUUAUUAUCAAAGUGCUCACAUAUAUUAGGGCUAAAAUGAUCCCCAAACGUUUAAAAUGUAACAAUAAUGUCGAAUAAGUAUUAAAAUAUAACAAAAUAACUAUAUCAUGUCUUUUCAUCCAAAAUGGCAAUUAGCUUGCUUACAAUAAGAGGGAAUUUUACAGGCUAGUGUCUGAUUAUACACGUGCAAAUGUAUUUUGUUAAAAAUUAUCAUUGCUUUUCUUAACAUAUUUCAUAUUUAUCAUGCAUAUACAAUAUUUUCAUGAAAUUGUAUUUUUCUCACUAAGUUUCUUCAUUUCGAUAAUUUAUUGUUGUGAUUUGUCACUUAUAUAAUGUCGGUAUAUGAAGAGUUGUUAACAUUAUCCAUGGAUACCCGAAACCCGAUCAUGUAUGUGUAUGGUUUGAUAUUCUAUCUAAUGCUUAUAUGGGUAUGAAUAUGUGUAAACCCCAAACUAUUUUGGGUUGAGAAAUAUAUAUGCAUUAUCUUACUCCGACUUGUUACCAUUUCUACCCAUAUUGCAUUUUAAUGAUAAUAUUAUUAUAAGCCAAGAUUUUUAUAAAAUAAAAUAUAUAGAAAGAGCCAACAACAAAAAGAAACACAUUACUCCAAUAGCACAACCCCAAAUGAAAAUCCAUUUUGAUUUGACAUUAUUAUUAUAUGAUGGUAAUAAAUGUAAAACUGAAAAAAUAGGUGACCAAAACUAAAAAUUUUAGGCAACAUUAUUAUUGUACGAUGGUAAUAAAUGUAAAACUGAAAAAAAUUGGUGACCAAAACUAAAACUUUUAGGCAACAUUAUUAUUGUACGAUGGUAAUAAAUGUGAAACUGAAAAAAUAGGUGACCAAAACUAAAAUUUUUAGGCAACAGUAACUUGGAUUCAAGUUUAUAUAUAAUAAUAUGGAGCUAACUUCAUGAUCAUUCAUUUACUGUUUUGUGAAAUUACAUGCGACUAGGAUGGCAAUUUUGCUCAAAUUUAUGAGUAUUUAUUUAUCCAAUUGAAUUAGGUUAGGUAUGAAACUCAAGUAUAAAGUAAACAACUCGAGCUUUAUGUAAAGCUAAUAGAUCUAUAGAUUUAGUACUUUUUUUUUUUUUGCAUAUAAGUCCUCAAAAUAUAAAUGGAAAAUGAUAUUUUAGUACCAAAAAGUUUGUGUCUUACAUUUGGAGAUCUAAAUUUUUUUUAAGUUUUACAAAUAGGUCCAAUUUUGUAUGUGUAGUUAAAACAAUCUCAAGUAAAUGGGUAUUUUUUAUAAGGGUGAUAUAGGUAUAUACCCAAUCCAUGCUCAUUUACUAUAUAAAUUAUGAAAGCUAUAGUCUUAUCCUAUCCAAAUUCAUCUACAAAUUCCAUACUAACAUAGAUUUCAUCCAUACUCUAGAUAUAAUCAAUUGAUUUAUUUGAAUUUGGGUAAAAUUAAACAUAGGUAAUUGUCAUCCCGACCGGUGACAAGGGAACUAGAACUUUAAUGUUAACGUAAAUACACUUUGUAAGUGGUAAUACAACUAGGAAAAAAAGAAUCACCAACCCCUUCCUCUUAACUCUCAUCAUUUUGCUCCGAUCCUAUCACAGACGAAAUUACCUCGAAACACCUAAUUUGAGAAGGAUUAUUUUCGAAGAUCGAAGACUACGUAUUUUCGCUGCAUAGUUUAUCUCCAAUUGGACAAGUGAUUAAUAAUUAUUGGAAUGCACCAACAACAUUUAUUUCUAACAUGAGAGAUACGUAAGCCUAAAGGUUUGAUUUAGAUAGUCUAAGUCUGGUAGAUUGUUGCCAAUUUGCCACUAAUUCACCCAUGAUUUCCUAUUACGUGCACAAUCGAAAUAGCGGACCAGCUAGCUAGGGAUACACAUAUAUAAAAAUAAUAAUCCGAUUUGGUUGGCAAUGGCAUGUGUGCUAGAAUAUUGGAUUCUCAAACUAAUUAUUAGUCAGUAUCAUUCAUCAUUUUUUUUUUAAAUUAAGAUGUGUAUUGUCUAUUGUGUGUGGCUCUAGUUUAGCAGAGGACUUGAUUAGCUUUGUGGUCAAAGUUGGCGUGUCGACGAUUUUCGUCGUGACCAAAUUAAACACAAGCUAGAUAUAGGCUUAGUCGUACCUCGUGGUAAACGGAUGGAUAUUUGAUGGUCCUUUGUAACAAAGACGGGCAUUAGGAGACAUGCAUUUAGAUCUGGCAAAUUACAAUCCGACCCGAAACCGCCCGAAAACUAGAAAUUUUUUAACCCGAAACUUGAAUGACCCGAACUCGAUAACCCGUGAUUUUUUGGGUCGGGUCGGGUGGGUUAGCGAGUCGACCCGUUAGACCCGUUCCAUUUUAUAUAUUACUCCCAAAAUAUGAUAAAAUCACUUAUAAAUUGGUGAUAUGUUUAAAAAAAUCACAAGGAUUUUAAUGACAUGUUUGGAGUUUAAGGAUAAUCAAAUAUCAUGUGUUUCUUGUAGUAGUAUCACUUUUGUGAUUGUUUUUUGACGAUUUGUGCAAUUUGUAUUUCAUUUCAUUAGCGUGGGAGGAUUUGAGAAUAUGUAAAUUGACAUGUGUUUGGUAAACUAUUGUCAUGCAUAUGUGAAAAUUUGUGUUCUUUAAGAAAAUAUGAACUAUGAAGCAUGUUUGAUAUUGUUUCUGUGAACGCUCGUAACCCGAAAUGACCUGUAACCCGACCCGAAACCGAAUGGGUUGUGUCAAUAUUUGACCCGAAAUCAGCCAACCAAACAUGACCCGACCCGUAACCGAAAUCUCCAACCCGAAAUUACCCAUCCUGACCCGAUUGCCAGAUACCACUACGUAAUAUUUAGAAUAUCAUUAUGAAAUAAUGAAUGCCAAUGUAUAUAUUUCUUAGUUAUUGUGUUUAUGAUGUCUUAUUAUUCCUACUCAAACUGUAUGUGUUGCUACUACAUGUGCGCUAUCUUAUCAUCGCCCCAUCCGAUUUACUCAAUGAUCUGUUCAAAUAGUGAUGGACAAGUUGGUUAUUGGUUUCAUGGGCUCAAGAUAGGGUGCAUAAUUAUGAGUUAUGCAUCCAUCAAUAACCAAAUCUAGACCCUUCAUUUAGAAAAUUCAGAUCUAAGGAUGGAGAAUUAAAGAUAAUUUUUAUUUUCUUUAACUUUUUUAAUCGGCUCAUAUCUUUUUCGUUUUAACUCGGAUUUUAAUUUUUUUUGCACAGGUGGAACGAGUUCAUCGUGCUCUACAAAAUGAGAUCAAUUUUCAAUAUUUUUUUAGAAACAAAAAAUUCUGGCCUCUCGGUACCAACUGCAUACUAUAUGGUAUUUUCUUCAUUUUUAAUUCGUUUUUGAAAACGUUUGCACAGAAGGGACGAGUUCAUCAUGAUAUAUUGGAUCUACAAAUUUCUGGGUGAACAAAUUACAGAACAAAAAAAUACCACACAAUGCCAUACAAUACCACCCUGGUAUUGUAUGGUAUCUUCUUCGUUUUUAAUUCAUUUUUGAAAACGUUUGCACAGAAGAGACGAGUUCAUCAUGAUCUAUUGGAUCUACAAAUUUAUGGGUGAACAAAUUACAAGACCAAAAAAUACCACACAAUACCAUACAAUACCACCCUGGUACGGGGUGGGAUCUUGUGGUAUACAAUGUUAAAAGUCGUAAAUGACAAUUAAUAUAUGUCUACUAUCAUGUAUUCAACCAUCCUACAGUCUUGGUUUGUUCAUACCACCAUGGUAUUUUUUUCAAACCACAGGUAUGCUUUUAUUUCAAUACUAGUCAAUACCAUAUGGUAUAGACUGGUAAAAAAUGACUCAAUUUUUUUUUGUUCGAAAAAUAUAUUAAAGUGAAUAUCAUUUUGAGGAGCACAAUUAAUCUGAUCUAACUGUACAAAAAAAAAAUUAAAUUUUGACUUAAAAUGAGUGAGAAAUCGUCCGUCAAAGAUUAAAGAGGGGAAAAUUAAAGGCUUUCCAGGAGAGAGAGGAUGCUGAUGUCAUGCUGAUGUGGACGGGUUACUCAUGGUUACUCACCAUAAGGUUACUCACCGAAUCUGCUCCCGGUUUCAUGUAAAUUUUUAACGUAAAAUUUUCCUUCAAAAUAUUUUUUUAAUUAAUUAUUAAUACCUAUAUAAAAAUAAUUUAUAACUAUUUAAUUAAAACUAUGAAAUCUACACAAAACUAAGUAAUAAAAAAAACAAAUUUGGCAGUCUAGCACUAUUUGUUGGAGCAAAUCUCACUUUUGGGAGCCAAAGUGCCAAAUAAAUUUACCAGUCUUAACACUUUGGCAUUUGGCUCCCUCCUUAUUGGAGAUGGUCUAACAUGGACAUUUUACGUGAAUUCAUUAAUCUUGGAACGUCACUCUCUAGUUUUGUUUUGUGUUCACAUCUCAAUAUAUGAAUUGGGCUAUCCCCUUAGUGGCAUGACUAGAAAAAUGUAGCAAUUAUGCACUCAAUUUUGGGUAUCUGACACUCCACGAUCCAAUAAAAUAGGUUAGAGUGUUAUAAACCAACUGAUAUCAAUAAUUUGAGUUGUUGUUAGAGGCCCAUGUAUGGUAUUUAAUCACUUUCUAACACGCACCCCUCAAAAGACAGUCAAUUCAUGAGUUUGAAGUUUGCAUAGACCCGUCAUACCAUGUGCUUGAAGAUAACGGUUAAUAUUGGGGGUCGUGAGGACCUGAACACGUGACCUUAAUGACAAACCAUCUUUGAUACCAUGCCAUAAACCAAAUGGUCCCAAUAACUUGAAUUGUUAGGAGAAGCCCAAUUGUAUGAUACUAAACCACUUCCUUACAAUGACAGUUCUCGUAUUUGUCGAGUAAGGAACAUAUAUAGGGUCAUACCCGAAAAGAAAGUGUCGAGGUUGAGUCAGGAUUAGGUUUAGAUGUCCUGCUAGAUCCUCAUACGUACGUAGUUUCAUCCCACACUCAAUUCCUAUGCUACAUACAAUCAGUUCCAUGUUAUAAUUGCAGCUUUUGGGCGAGAACCUUCAUGAUUAUCAUGUUUCCUUUGAUCCCGCUUGAAUUUUUAUCCAUUAGGGAGAGAGAGUUCUAGUGUGCUUUACGGCGACGGCGGAGGAGUCCGGCGACCAAAGAUCGCGGAGACAAAUUUGUCGACGACAGUGCUGGUUCGUGAUGUUUGUCGACCUAUUUUGUAAUGUUUAUAUCAAUUUGGUUUGUAUCAUUCCAUUCUAGUUUGUUAUUUUUGUUCACUAUGUUUGUGAUGUUUACAUGACUAAUUUGUAUAUAUUUUGAUUUAUAUUAUUUGUUGCUCUAGUUUGUUUGUUUUUUUUUAUGAUUUGUAUACUUUGUAUUCAUUGAUUUGUAAUACAAUUUUAUCGAUUUUUAUUGUACGUAGUGUUAUUUUGUAAUGUUAGUAUGUUUUGUAAUGUUUGCCGGUUUCUUCUGUAAUGUUUGUUAUUUUUGUAAUGUUUGUCUGUUUUUUUAUAAUGUUUGUAAGUUUUGUUUUUUGUGCACCAUGUUUGUCAUUUUUGUCAACCAUAUUUGUUAUAUUUUUUUAUGCCUAAAAAACAACCUGGUUGGCUUUUAGAUGGAACUCCUCUAUAUAGAGAUGGAGCCUCCAAAGUCAACCCGGUUGUUUUUCCAUUGUGUAUGGUUGUCGGUCUAGUUUGUCAUUUUUAUCCACCAUGUUUGUAAUGUUUGUAUGUCUAAAAAACAACUAGGUUGACUUUGGUAUGGAUCCCCUCUAUAUAGGGAUGGAGCAUCCUAAGUAAACACGGUUGUUUAUUUCGUUUUGUAUGGUUUGUAUUGUUUGCCGGUCUAGUUUGUAUUGUUUGUACAGUUUGUAUGUUUUGUAUUGUUUGUAAAUCUGUUUGUAUGUUUUGUCGUUUUAGUUUGUAUUGUUUGUAAGUCCAGUUUGUAUACUUCGUAAUUUUUCAUAAUUCUCAAAUUACCCUGCCACUAACUAAAAAUCUCUUCCCACUUUUUAACCAUUGUAUUGGUUUGUCAAGAUCUAAUGACUAGGAGGGGAUUAUCCUCGAUUGUUGUUUAUUAGGGACGGGAAUUGGUUCAAUUCGGUUAAAUUGGACCGGAUCUAUUUGAUUUUGAUUUUUGACAAAAUAUUCAAUCGAAAACCGAACAGUUUCCUAAACGGUCUUAACCAAAUCGGAUCAGAUAAUUUCAAUAUCAUUAACUAACUCCCCGCUACGAGGAUGAUCACACUAAGCUAUGAUAGCUUACUUUGAAGUUACUUCUAUUUUUCAUGGGGACGGAUCAAACCCCUAAUAGCUUACUAUAUUUUAUGGACAAAGAUCCAACCCUAACUUCAUGAAUCAUGAUCAAUAAACAAGGCAACUAGUACUCAAGCUUCCAAGAACUUAUCUAACAGUACUAUCACUAGUUUCAACUCAAAAGUAAAAAAUUUUGAAUGGCUUAAACGACACCUGAUAAUAAAGUUAUAUGAAUCUGAUAAGGAAACUGACUAUUAUUUUCUACCCCAUAUUUGCUUGGGAGAGGAGACCGAAACCUGUGACCCGGGCCUGUACGGGUGAGAAUCAAAUCAAUUGAUGGGCUGGGAAGAAGGUGCAGGACUUGGCCCGGCCCACCGAGAAACAAAAAAGUAGGAGAGAAUAUCAUUUAAUAAAUAAAUAAAUGAAGGCGCAACCUCCUGAAUCCUGAUCUCUAUCUGUAUUUCUGUACCUUGGCCUUCAACUCCAUUCCAUACUCGUGUUUCUAAUUUGAAUGCAGCAGCCAGCAGUGAGAGUUGUUUGUUGGACCGACUCAAACUUCCCCUUCUUACUUUUACUUUUACUUUUACUUUCCACCCGCUGCCUCACAGUCACAGACAGACAGAGUCACGCCCACACCCUCGUGCAAAGCGUGUGCUCUUCAUUUCACCCACUCCCAACCCCUCCCAUCUACCUUUUACUUUUACAGUUUGCUUUUUUUUCCUUCUCAAACAAUUUUACCCUUACUCUCCGGCUAUCCCAAAUACAUUUCAAUCAAUUAACUUAUCUACUCACAAUGUCAGAUUCCCCACGUUUUUAAUAUGGCCUUGGACUAUUUAUUUUUCCAAACUACUCAAAAAAAAAUUAUAAGAAAAAUCUAAUAAGCUUAAAAAGUUUAUUAUAAUUAUCAAGGAAGCCUUUCGAAGAAUAACAGUAAUUGCAACUAUUUUGCAAGUGAAAACAAAACCCAAAACCUCAGACCCUAAAAAACAAACAAGAACAAAUUGAGUCAUAAUACUGACUUAAUUGAUUCUUGAAACAAAAAAAAAAUGAAUUUAUUAUUUCGAUCUUUGCAAUAUUUAUGGCGACUUCUUCUCUACUCUACUCUAGUCUGGACUCUCAUGUAACUCGUGUCUGAGUUACUGCUACUCUCGUCGUCCUUCUUCCUUCUCCUACUCCCCCUCCCUCUUUUGGAUCUCCAAAAGAAGAGGGGCAAAUCCGGGUAUUCACCUCCCCUCCCGCCUUCCUUCUUCUUAUUCUUCUUCCCCCCAAGUUAAAGCCCGUUCCCUCUCUCUCUCUCUCCCAUACAUUCUCUCCUCUCCCAACACCUCGCAGCAGCCAUGUCCAAGGCAACCGCCGAACUCGAUUUCUUGGGCGCGCAGAGUAAUGGCGGCACUCCUUCCGAAUCUCGCUUCCAUCGCCUCCUCCGCCGCCAGAGGAGCCUCCGAGAUAUCCAGGGCGCCAUUUCCAGAAUCGAUCCGCAGGUCCUCAAGUCCGUGAUUUCCUCCGGCACCGCUCCUCCUGAAAACAAAACCAUCGCCGCCGCCGCUCCCUCUUCUCCCAAGCAAGAAGCCGCCGCUGUUUCGUCUCCGCCGACGCUUCCUCUCUUUUCUACCACCCCGAGUCCUGCUGCGGAAAAUCCUGGCGGAAUCGCUCCGUUGACCAUAUUUUACAACGGAACCGUCGUCGUCUUUGACAUCGCUCCUGAUAAGGCCGAGAACAUUCUGAAGCUCGCUGAGAAAGGCCUUUCACCUGCUCCGGGCGACCAAAAACCGGCGGCCGACUCCGUCCGAGGAGCUGACCUUCCGAUGGCUCGCAGGAAGUCUCUGCAGAGGUUCUUGGAGAAACGCAAAGAAAGGCUGACUACGCAUUCCCCGUACGCCUGCUUUUAGACUGGUCUACAGACUCUGGUGGCGGUGGAGGCUUUUUCUCGUUAAUUGACUACCCAGCAAGCCAACGUUGUUAUUAGUUAAUAAUAUAGUUAUUAUUGUUAUUGUUAUAAUCAUAUGAAAUGGUUCUUAUUUCUUAAUAUAUAAUGAUAUAGUAGUAGUCAUAGGGUCUGACUAGCAGAGGGGGGGAAACUACUGUUUGGGUUUGUGGACUUUGUUAGUCGUCUAAUGACUGCUCUCUGCCUUUUUCAAUUUGCGAUAUUGCACUUUUCAUUAUUAUUAAUUAUUAUUCAAUAUUUGAUUGAAAGUUCUUUAAGUAUUUAUUACCGAUUCUUCCAACGACUACUAUUAUUGCUUACUUUGAUUAAACUAUUAUUGUGGUU